CUCUUCUCAUGCUCCCAGUUGUUAAAUGGGAGGUUUUAGCAACUCUUGCUGAAAAAGGCUCGGGCAAAAGCUUCCCAGCCUUGACGGCUGUUUCGUGUGCUUCGCCGCUGCUUUCUGGUGAGGCGACGGGUCCCUGUAGAGUUAUUGUUUCCGGACUCCCUUUGCCCCUUUCAUCUCAGGAUUUAUUUUUUGGCGCGCUCGUUCAAGUUUGAAUUUAGAUCGGAGGAAGAAGGGAGAAGCGACGUUAGCAUGGCUGCAGAGCCGUUCCUCAGCGCCUCUCCUACUCCAGCUGACAGGGAUCAGGCGGAAAACGAAGAGGGAGACGCCGGGCAAAGGGGCAAGCAGGCAGCGGCCAAAGCCCGCUGGACGCUUCUCAGACAGGUUUUGAAGCAAAAGCCCUUGGAGAAUGCCCAUCUUCAGCAAAUAUCAGUACGGCGAUUUGCUUCAUUUGGUCUCUUCUCAAUAACGGAAGACAGUAAAGUUACAGAAGAUGAUUCAAGGUACUGGGUUCAGUACAAAAGCAUCUAUUAUCCUGACUAUAUUAUAUCAUUAAGGCGAUACAUCAAGCUUUUCUACUCCAGCAAGAAUUUACCAAGUGUUAAAUCCUCAGAUUGCAACUUCUUGGUGACAGUAAAAGGGUGA
Molecule: messenger RNA, 642 nt
Organism: Python bivittatus (Burmese python)
Lineage: Eukaryota; Metazoa; Chordata; Lepidosauria; Squamata; Pythonidae
Source: RefSeq, a predicted model, not a curated record